Messenger RNA from Arachis stenosperma, 2280 nucleotides. Its product is annotated as CO(2)-response secreted protease-like. Bases 35 to 2269 code for a protein of 744 amino acids. Gene Ontology annotation, molecular function: serine-type endopeptidase activity. The record is from RefSeq and is a predicted model, not a curated record. Lineage: Eukaryota; Viridiplantae; Streptophyta; Magnoliopsida; Fabales; Fabaceae. Gene Ontology annotation, biological process: proteolysis. The transcript has 11 exons.
CACAGAUCAAAUUCCUAAGCAUUAUGUUGUUUAUAUGGGAAGUUCAUCACCAAAUUAUAGAAAUGGGGAUGAUUACCAAAUUUCUGAAUCAUCACAUUUGGAGCUAUUGUCUUCGGUUAUUCCAAGAGAAGAGAAGAAGAGGGUAUCUCUAAUCCACCAUUUCAGGCAUGCCAUGAGUGGGUUCUCUGCCAUGCUUACAGAAAGAGAAGCCUCUGCACUUUCUGGGUAUGAUGGAGUAGUGUCGGUGUUCCCAGAUCCAAUUUUGGAAUUGCAUACGACCCGAUCUUGGGAUUUCUUGGAAUCAGAUUUGGGGAUGAACAACAACACUAGUGCACAUUUCUCAACUAAGAGUGAUAUCAUUAUUGGGAUCAUUGACACUGGGAUAUGGCCAGAGUCUCCAAGUUUUAGAGAUGAGGGUAUAGGGAAGAUUCCUUCAACAUGGAAAGGAGUUUGCAUGGAGGGUCCUGAUUUCAAGAAAUCCAAUUGCAAUAGAAAAUUAAUAGGAGCAAGAUAUUAUAAUAAUAUCCAACUUACAUCAAGUGAUGGUAAGAACCUUACUCUUACAAAAGCAGUAACCAAAGGAUCCCCAAGAGAUUCAGUUGGACAUGGAACUCACACUUCAUCAAUAGCAGCUGGUUCCAUAGUCAACGAUGCUACCUACUUUGGUUUAGCAAAAGGAACAGCAAGAGGUGGUUCACCUUCUUCAAGAAUUGCUGCAUACAAAACAUGCUCUGAACAAGGCUGCUCUGGAGCCACCUUAUUGAAAGCCAUUGAUGAUGCUAUUAAGGAUGGUGUUGACAUAAUCUCUAUUUCCAUUGGUCUUAGCUCGCUUUUCCAGUCCGACUUUUCCAAGGAUCCGAUCGCCAUUGGAGCGUUUCAUGCCGAGCAAUUCGGGGUCAUGGUGGUUUGCUCGGCAGGGAACGAUGGCCCGGAUCCUUACACGGUUGUGAACGCAGCACCAUGGAUUUUUACAGUUGCAGCUUCAAAUAUUGAUAGGAACUUCCUGUCUACUAUUGUCCUUGGCAAUGGAAAAAUGUUUCAAGGUAUAGGCAUUAACUUCUCAAACCUCACAAGUUCAAAGAUGUAUCCUCUUGUCUUAGGGGAGGAAGUUGCCGCUAAAUUUGCCCCUGCAUCCGAAGCUAGGAAUUGUUAUCCUGGAUCACUAGAUUACAACAAAGUUGCAGGGAAGAUUGUUGUUUGUGUUAAUGAUGAUCCAACUAUUUCAAGGAGAAUCAAGAAGCUUGUUUUACAAGAUGCAAAAGCCAUGGGGAUGAUACUCAUUGAUGAGGAGAAAAAAGAUGUUCCAUUUGAUGCAGCUGUAUUUCCUUUUUCAGAGGUUACCAAUCUUGAAGGCCAGCAAAUCCUUUGGUAUAUAAACUCCACUAAGAAUCCAACUGCAACAAUUCUUGCAACAAGAGAAGUUACAAGAUACAAGCCCUCACCUAUUGUUGCAUCUUUCUCAUCUAGAGGUCCUUCAGUCCUAACUGAGAACAUUCUCAAGCCAGAUGUUAUGGCUCCAGGCGUUAGCAUUUUAGCUGCCAUGAUUCCCAAAAGUGAUGAACCAGGAAGUAUUCCAAUAGGGAAAAAACCCUCCUUAUUUGGCAUAAUGUCAGGUACAUCUAUGGCAUGCCCCCAUGUUACAGGUGCUGCUGCUUUUAUUAAAUCUGUUCAUAGAAUGUGGACUCCUUCUAUGAUCAAAUCAGCAUUGAUGACAACAGCUACAACAUACAAUAACUUGAGGAAGCAUGUGACCAAUAGCUCAAACUUGUUUUCCUCCCCACAUGAAAUGGGAGUUGGGGAAAUUGAUCCACUUAGAGCUCUCAACCCUGGCUUAGUCUUCAAAACGGAAUUAGAAGACUAUCUCAAAUUUCUUUGUUAUUAUGGCUAUUCAAAGAAAAACAUAAGAUCAAUGUCUAAGACUAACUUCAACUGCCCAAGGAACUCCUCUGAAGAUCUUAUAUCCAACAUCAAUUACCCAUCAAUAUCUAUAAAAACACUUGGUAGGCAUCAGAAAGCAAAAGUAGUAACAAGAACAGUCACAAAUGUGGGACCCACUAAUUCCACAUAUAUUGCAAAGGUGCAAGCACCAAAGGGAAUGGUUAUCAAGGUUACCCCCAAUAAGCUUGUGUUUUAUGGGGGUAUUCAAAAGAGAUCUUAUCAAGUCUCAUUCUACAACAAUGAUGCACAAAGUGGAUACAAUUUUGGGUCUAUAACUUGGCUUGAUGGUAAACAUUAUGUUCAUACAAUAUUUGCAGUCAAUACUAAAUGAAGAUAAACAUA